CCUACCUACCUACCUACCCGGGUACCUACAUUAUUGCCUCAAUACUAGGUACAUUAUCUUAUUUUAUUUCAAUAAGUUAUCCCUUACGCAACUUUGUUCAACAAUACUCUUCCAUCGUAACAUAAUAAAUACUAGUCAGGGCUGUUCUCUCUUUUUCUUUCAAGGACAGGAUAUCAAGACAUUCAAUUCAAUAAUUCAGUAACAAACCCCGCUACUACUUUUUGAUAGACGCUACACUUUAUGAUCAUCAACUUCCCCGUGCUUCACAGUUCACUCUCUGGCCCGGGAUUCGUUAAUAACUGGCCUGUGCCUAGCUGUGCCUAGCUAAGUAAUAACGUUACAUAGCAAUAACUCAUCAAACCCUUGCGUUAACUUGCGUUAACUUACAAGCAUUGACCCCUGAGCCCUGCGACCCCAGCUGCCUCACUUUUGGUUCCCGUAUAUUACUGGUCAAUUGUAUCCAAUCCAAGUUCAGGAAAAAUGGCUCCUAUCCCAUCUCGAAUUCCAUCUCGAUUAUUCCCUUCUGAGAUCUUUAGCGAUACAAGUUCUUGCUCUUGCGAAGACGAUAGUAUUUCUCACGAUAACUUGAAUAAUCUCGAUUCAGUCUCCUCUACACUUCGUAGCCUUUCUAUUCCUCAACUACUCAAUCGUCAAUCAACAGAUCAACCCACUAGAUGCACCGAAGAUUCCUUGACUACUCGUCUAGAUUCAUUGACUGCUCGUCUGAGUAACCUCUGCAUAGACAACACUACACCUCGUGGAUCCAACUCGAAUGAUAACCCCAAAAACCAGACUCGACGCCGCUUGACAAGACCAGCAAUCACGCCCAGCACCUUCGAAACACUUGAAACCGUUCUCGAGGACGAGAUACAAUGCGCUUCUAAACUUGCACCAAAGAUCGUUUCGAACGAAAUCGAGGUACAAGGUGUCUUCCAACUUCCAACCCCAGGAGAGAAAUUCGCAGAUCACCCUUUAGUUGCAAUCGCCCGUAAAGGUGUAGGCUCAGCUCAAGAGCAGCUCGCAAAGCACCGUAGCGGUUGGUUUGAAGGCAUACUUUCUACUAAGGUGCCCAUUGAGUCCCCCACUUCGGAGUCCAACGUCGCUUCAGAGUUCACGGACCUGCAUUGUGGCUUCAACCUCUUGCCCAUUCAAGAUAGCGCCGAGUCUCAAAAUCCGGAUAAGGCUCCCAACCCGAUCAGUUUCACAAUCUUAUUAACACCUUUAGCUCCGGGCGAAGAGUUGUUAGUAGAUACCGAAGAGGAUACAGACGAAGAAAAUAUGGCUCUUGCAGAACCAGCGAAGGGACUAGAGGUGUCAUCAGCAGCAUCUGCUCAGCCUACCUCAACACCGGUUAGUCCAGCGAGCGAAAGGGGAAUGCAUCUAAAGUUAGAUACUACUCCCUCGAGACAAUCUGCAAAACCUAUCGCUAGAAUCGAAGAUUCCGUUCAAGCGCUUGAUGAACUUGAAGACCAGCUAGAAGCUUUUGACGAGGCCGCUCUUUUCAGAAGAAUUAUUUCCCCCGAUGCCGGUGAUGUAAGAAGCAAAUCGAUAACCCAUUCAUUAUCUGUGGCGACCGCUGGAGUUAAGCGAGCUACGACGCCACAGCCAAAGCGAAGCACUCCAUCUAGGGCCGAUUCUGCUUUUCUAAGUAUCCAGUCAUCCAGUGAGCCACGUCGUACUAUACGUAAAUCAGCGUCUAUGAUCUUCCUCGACCCUCCAAAGCUAGGGACCGAGGGCAAGCUCGUAAAUCAGGGGCCAGCAAGAAAGCUCCCCAGCAAGGGUAUAGCAAGUCUAAAUCCGCCAAAGCAGCAACCCAAAUCAGUCAAAAAACUGACUGUUCCGACUUUUGAACUGCCUGGGGAUGAGGUCGCUCGGAAACUGAAAGAGAAGCGCGAGGCACGUGUCUCGACGCAGAUCGCCGCCGAACAAGCGAUAAAGCCGACUGUAUCAAGCCUCCGACGCGCCAAGUCAGCAAGACCCCCAACACGACCGAAUUUCGAGUUACCGGGCGAGGCUAUCUCCCGUCGUAAGCGCGAGGAACGUGAAGCGCAGCUGAAGGCUCAAGAGGAAGAAGAGAAGAAGAGGCGAGAGUUUAAGGCAAGGCCUAUUCGUUCUAGUGCGCUGCCUAGUACUUUCCCUCGUGAGACGAUCGCGAGUCGAGCACGGCAGAACAAAAAGCAGUUGGUAGAGAACUCGCUUUAUCAGGCCCCGCUAAGCCCAAACAAACCUCCAUCUACCGCUUCUUCUACCAACUCAGCAUCACGCUCCCCUUUGUCGAAGGCCAACAACCAAUCUCAACCACGUGGUCGCGGACUCCACCCUGAGCCCUUUGGAAUGCAAUCGAGUAGAGCUACCUCGAGCUCAACAGUGGGGAGCAUGAGCGGCCAGCGAAGCCCGGUGUCGACGGAAGAAGUACAACAACAGCGACUCCGCGGCCAGGAGAUAUACAAGCGAGACAAUUCGUGGAGUGGCGACCGUGAACGUGAGAAACGUGAGCGUGAAGCCCUGGCUAAGCUCGCAAGAGAAGAGGCUGCCGAACGAUCCCGGCAGAGGGGUCGUGAGUGGGCGGCUAAGCAAGCAAAGAAGAGAAUGACGGUUGCCUCGUAUCAUGAUAUCAUGGCGUAAUCACUUGCUCGCUCACUCGCGAGGGUAGGAAACCUCGUCAUUUAAGCUAUGAUUGUGCUUCGGGUUGGGUUGGAGUUGUCAGUGUGGUGGCUGGCGUUGUAUUAUUCUAUGCAUUUGCAUAGGUACUAUAUUUUGUAUUGGGGUGGUGAACAGGGUAGCGCCGAGUCUGGCGUUUUACAGGAAAAGGUCUAUAUACCCUUUGUGUCAUGGGUGCUACGCAUCAUCCCCUUCUCCCCCUUUUUCUUGCUUCUGUCUUUUCUUGUUUCUUGCUUUUUGUUUUUUGUUUUUUGUUUUUGUUUUGUUUUUUUAUGUUGUUUUACGGAUUCAUUUUCCAUUCGAUAGGGCAUUACCCGGGCACUUACUACUUACCAAACAUAGUCGUCUUUCUUGUUUUUCUUCUUGACUUUGCAAUUGGGCCCUCAUUCUGUUAGUUGUUGGUUUGUUUGUAUUAUUCGUUGUACAACACGAUAACUUCGAUAACUAGGUACUCUUAUAGUAUUGAUUCAAGGGGAAUAUAACCCCUUUUUUGCUAAAAAAAAAAAAGGGAAAUAUUAGAAAUGAAGUCUAUCAAAAUAAUAUUUGGAUAGAGAUUGGUGAAAUGAUGAGAUUUAUUAUAGGG
Molecule: messenger RNA, 3244 nt
Organism: Hypoxylon fragiforme
Lineage: Eukaryota; Fungi; Ascomycota; Sordariomycetes; Xylariales; Hypoxylaceae
Exons: 2
Coding region: 481-2625 (714 amino acids)
Source: RefSeq, a predicted model, not a curated record